UGUCAUUUGUCAAUUGUGUUUUGUGCGAGUUUGGUUGGUUUGUAAACGAUACGGCUUCGGCUGUUUUUUAUUUAAUAAUAAUACUCCAAAUAUUUUAGAAAUUCAUCUUGUUAACCCAAAAACCGAUGUCAGAAACUUCUUUACAAGGAAAUCAAGCCCCUAAAGAAGACCAACCUCCAUCCAAAAUACCCGAAUCCGUUAAGAAAAUAAUUUCAAUGGAAAAAGAAAAUGAUACGAAUGCUAGUCGAAAAUCACGAAUUGAUCUCAACGCACUGCCGACCCGUCAGUAUUUGGACCAAACCGUAGUUCCUAUAUUACUACAAGGACUAUCAGCUCUUGCCAAAGAAAGGCCACCAGACCCCAUCAAUUACCUGGCAGCUUAUUUACUGAAAAAUAAAAGCACCUUCGAUAAUAAUAAUGCAAACGCAAAUAAUAAUCCACCGCCAAACACACAAACUUAGAUAAAUAUUAAUAUUUAAUUUACCAUGGAAACUUUGCUCAUACCUAUAUCAGUGUAUAAUAAACCUAUAAGAUGCAGGAUUGUAUAUUAAUGUACAAAAAUCUCAUGUUAUUUAUAUGUAAGCAUGCUGAUAUAUGUGUGGUUUAAGUAUCUAAGUAUCUUAAGCCAAUUGUGGUCUUAAAGAUAUAUAAGAUAAAUUAUCUUUGUAAAUAUUUCACCUUUAGUAAUCCAUGUGUUCUGACAUCUUUAGAAUAUGACUAAAAUAAGGAUUAGUUUAUGUAAUGGGGGAAUGAUUUUCUUUUAAAUAUUGAACAGAAUAUGUUGAGACA
Colias croceus (clouded yellow) is the source of this 789-nucleotide messenger RNA. Its product is annotated as protein dpy-30 homolog. The transcript is spliced from 2 exons. Gene Ontology annotation, cellular component: Set1C/COMPASS complex. The coding region runs from base 126 to 461 and encodes 111 amino acids. The record is from RefSeq and is a predicted model, not a curated record. NCBI's taxonomy places the organism in Eukaryota, Metazoa, Arthropoda, Insecta, Lepidoptera, Pieridae.